AUGUAAUUAGAUUAUUAAAGAGUUCAAAGAAUUACAGAUAUAUACAAUUCAACGUUUCAACGUAAAUUGUAUUAUGAAUUUUAAUUUGCAUUUAUAGCCAUUACAACACUAUUAACAUUUGGAAUAACUAAAAUCACUUUGUUAGGCUCUAUUGCAAUAUUAAGAAAAUUAUUGAAAAAAUUAUGCAAAACUGAAUUCUUUUCAUCCAAUUAAAUGAUCUUUAAUAUGGUCUAUGGAAUAUACUGUUUAGAUGCAGUUUAUUUGUUUUUGACCAAUUUUAGAAUUGUCUCCCUGCCAUCAUAAGUUAUUAUGUGUUAUCAGUAAUGAUCCUUACAAUUAGGUUGGUAAUGUAUAUCUAUGUGGGUACCAAAAAUCAAAAAGAAAGGCAUUUUACAUUAGAGAAUUCAUUGAAAAAUAUAAUGUUUAGAGAAAUUGAAUUAGCCUACAUUUAUGCUUUAACCUAUCUAGAGUAAUCAACAUCAAUUAAUUAAAUUAUGCUUAUAUUAUGCUUCUUAAUAUAGUUAUUUAUAUUUUAAAUGACAAAUUUAAUUAAUCAAAGAGGGGAAUUACUUUAAUAAAGAGCAAAAGGUUUAAGUGUCUGGAUUAAAUUACCAUCUAAACCACCUGGUGAUUUUGUUAAUUGGAAUUAUACAUAAGAAAAAUAUCCUCCUAAUGUUACUGUCUAAUAUAAUAAUAAUUAUUAUAGGUUAUAGAACUUAUAUAACACAUCACCACCAGAAGAUAUUAAAGCUAUAUUUAUACAAUUAUUAUUUUACAACAUUUAAAGGACCAAACAAAGAUUGUCAAUUAUCUUGUUUAUAGUGUGUGUUUUGGCUGUCUUGAUUGACAUUGAUGCCUUAAUGUUCAAUCUAGAAAUACAAUACACAAUUAUUCCAGAUUCCAGAAAAUGA
Molecule: messenger RNA, 911 nt
Organism: Paramecium primaurelia
Lineage: Eukaryota; Ciliophora; Oligohymenophorea; Peniculida; Parameciidae
Source: the annotation of a GenBank genome assembly